CACAGUAUACAUGCAGCUUAUGUACGCUAGGCUUGAGUUGCGAGUAAUAAAUGCGGAAUAACAAACAGCGUAAGACGUAAACAUAUAAAAGAUACAGUAACAUAGAAUAGUUGUGUCUUUUCCCGUUACAACAAUGGGGAAUAAUAACAGUCACGUCUCGUUUGAAGACGACAACGACGGCAUUACGUUUGUGAAGGGCAUUCGGCUGUCUGACAAAGUCAUUGACCGCAUGAGGGAGUCUCAGUCACCACGUAAAGCCUCUGUGUGCCCAGGCCAAAAACCCGUCCCUCCACCCUCUUGCCCCUUCCCUGCACCCAUGCCCGCUGCCGAACGCCUCGCCCCAUUGCUGCCUCAAGCCCCCCAGUUUGCGAGUACCCUUCUUCCACCUCCUCUUCUGAUGGAGCCAGUGCCCACCGCCGAACCCCUCCUCAGACCUCUCCCUUCACUUCAGCCUCCGCCUGAAGAGGUGAAACCCCACGCUGCCGAGACACCCAAAGAACCGCAGCCAACAAUCCACAUCCAGACACAUCAAGCAGAAGAAACGUCUACCACUACACUGUCAGUACCUGAAGCCACGGCUGCUCCCCCUGCACUUUCAGAACCGUCUGUCGUGGCCUCACCCCCGUUAUUAACAAAGCCUUUACCCCUGGCUGUUCAGGCAACGCCGGAAGUCGUCCCUGCAGAACCCACCUUGGCCUUGCAAUCACCUCCGCCUGUCUCGGAACCAAAACCUCUCCCUGUUCAGCACGAUGCUGAAGUCAGACAACAGCCAUCUGUUGAACCUGUAACUCCCCUUGCCCCUGCUGUGGUUGAACCUGUAGUCUCGCCUGCCCCCUCUGAACCUGCAGCUCCGUCAGUGACAGUUGAGCCUGUUGCUGUAUCUGCCCCUCAUGUUGAGCCUGUUGUUUCCUCUGUAACUGUUGAGCCUGUUGUUUCCUCUGUAACUGUUGAGCCCUCAGUUGUAUCUGCCCCUGCUGUUGAACCUGUACUUGUAGCUCCACCCUCCGUUGAGCCCACAGUUGUAUCUGCCCCUGCUGUUGAACCUGUACUUGUAUCUGCCCCUGCUGUUGAACCUGUACUUGUAUCUGCCCCUGCUGUUGAACCUGUACUUGUAUCUGCCCCUGCUGUUGAACCCGUAGUUGUACCUGCCCCGGAGCCUGCAGCUCCACAGCUAACUGUUGAAACUGUUGUUGUAUCUGCCCCCUGUGCUGAACAUGUCGUUCCUUCUGUCACCAUUGAGCCUGUAGUUGUGCCUGCCCCUUGUGAGCCUGCAGUACCACCAGUAGCUGUUGAAACUGUAGUUGUAUCCAUUCCUGUGGAGCCGCUUGUAUCUGAAGCUGUUGUUGUAUCUCUCCCCGCUGUUGAACCAACGCCACCCGUUGAAGUUGCGAGUGCACCUGUUCAAUUGGAAGAGCCCGUUUUACCCGUGCCACCUAAGAUUGACUUAGAGCCUGCCGUUGUGUGCGCGUGUCAAGAUUCUCCCAUCGAUUUUGUUCCUGCAGCCAUGGUUCCUGCAGAUUCCGUUUCAGUAUGUGCCUCUCCAGUUGCAAUUGAAGAUGUACCAAUCAUUAGUCCAGACAAAGCUGAAGCGAUACCCGCGCUUACACCGCCACCUGUUGUGGUCGUAACCCCGCCCACUCCAGACGCCACACCAGCCUCUUCCCCUGUCGUAGAGGAAGCCAUUCCUAUGCCCUCGCCAUCUGCAGUGCCUCUCCCCGUCCCACCUGUGGUGGAUGAGACUGAACCCGUUGCCGUGACGACCCCCGAAUCUCCAGUGCCUCCUCCUCCUGUCCCACCUGUCCCAGUUGUAGAUGACGUUGCUCCCAUUGAUGUGCCAUUGGCAUCGCCACCCUCAGUGCCUACUGCUGUUCCCCUGCUCGCUCUGGAGGAACCUGCAGAUAUGCUCCCUGUCACUCCCUCUCCCUCUCCAGCCAGUGAGCUGUUAGCCUUACCCGCGGGACUGGACAGCCCGCCUGUCACUCCUCAGCAGCCCGUGGAUGCUCGCCCAAUCCCCUCAUUCCUAGACACCAUGAGCCCUCCCCCUCAGCUUCCUCCUCCCCAGACUCCUGUAGUCAGUGAAGAUGAACUAAGGCUGCAGAUCAAGGGUGAGCUGCAGAGACUCCUGGAGCAGGAGAUGAGCCAAGCAGAACUGAAGAUCCAAAAACAACUGGAGGAGGAGAAGCAGAAGGCUCGUGCCCUGGCUCAGGCUGCGGUCCAGGUGCAUGUCCAGGAGCACGUGAAGAAGGUGCUGGAUGACCAGAGGGCCGCCCAGCAGAAGUCCCUCACGGAGGCCAUCAUGAGGGAGCGCAUGAACACAGAGGACGAGAGACUCAUCGCACAGUACUAUUGGUUGGAACGGAAGGCUCAAAAGCUGGAGGAGAGAGAUGGAGAUCUGAAGAAACAGGAUGCACUCUACAGGGAACAGCUACAGAAACUAGAAGAAAAGAGCGCACAGUUUUAUAAAGUAACCAGCGAGAGCUUCCGCCAGGGCAAAGAGGAUGCACACAAUCGCUUCAAGCGCGUUCAGAUAAAACCAGCUUGCGCUGACUUGCAACAUGAGAUUCUGAAGUGCUACUUGAACAACAAAGGACAGACGCUAGCCUGCUCCAACAUCGCCUCUCUCUACAUCGAAUGUGUCGACAAAGCCAAACAAGAGACUAAGAAGAGCAUCGGGGGAUGAAAGUGUUCACCUGAGAAAAUCUGCAGCACACACACACAGCUCAACACAUUCUGAGUAGAGAAGGCGGCCUUCACCAGAGGGUGACUGCAGCAUUCAUACACAGCAACACAUGGGCUCCAACUCCAACCUUUUACCUUUUAACUCCAACUCAUUAUCUAACCUUGUGUCCUGCCUUGGGCUUCGCUGACUUUUCCCCCAUUCAACACCACAAAAGCAAAUGAGAAAAUAACCUUUGAAUGGUGCUUUUGUGAGAUUUUGAAUAAAAUGUAUAACAUCAACAUGGUCUUGCCUCGCAUCACGAGGUCACAAACAAAAGGAGAGGACCCGAGUUUGGAUAAUGAGUUGGGAACAUGUUCUCAGCAGGGAUGAAGCCAUAAGGGACAUUCACAAGGGACUUUUGCAGCCAUCAUGGAAUAAAUGGCUUUCACCGUUUACUUGUUCAUCAAGAUCUUUAUCAUUCAUCUGCACUCCAAGGUCUUUCUCAUUCAGCCUGUCAUUUCAUUAUCAGCAGUAAAAUGAAUGGCAGACAGUUUACUUCCUCACCUCCAGGUCUUCAUCAUUCAUCUGCACUCCAUCACUGCCUGUCAUUAUCAGUGGUAAAAACAAACAGUGGCUAAACAAGAGCAAUCAAGAGAUGGCAACCUGGCCCCCUGGUCAACGCUAGAUGCUUGUGUGAUUUUGUGCGCAAUCGCAUGUUUGCCUAGGUUGAUGACUGUGUGUGUUUGGCGCCCUCUGAAGAUGACACACAUACACUACGGGCAGUCAAACAAACACACAGACAGGGUCAUUGCAAUACUUUCCAUCUCUGGGGGGCCAGGUAGCUAUACAUAUCCUUGCUGAAAAAGGUUGCAUAACUUAGUAAUAAGCAAUAUUUGGGUGAUUUUAAAGAGGUAUAAUUACCCUCCACUGUACUCGGCAACACUGAUUUUGACAAAAAUCUAUAAUUGUUUGAAGUGUGUUUGAGAUUCACUUGCAAGCCUAAGAUAGAAUCAUUGUGGUUUUAGUUCACAUUAAUAUAGCGCCAACAAUCUUAAAAGCUGCCCUUGCUCUACUCUGCUCAUGUGGAGGAUGCCUGUAGCCUAAUGGUUGUAAGUGUACACUACAGCACACAAAGUAAGAAUUGCAAUAGAACGGCUAUUUAGGGGUCAUGGUGGAUGUUUUGCUUAUUGAAAUGUCGCUUUAAUAUUUUGAUUAUGAACGUACAACCAAAUAAAAAGGAAAUAUUCUAUA
This is a messenger RNA of Engraulis encrasicolus (European anchovy), 3910 nucleotides long. RefSeq names its product coiled-coil-helix-coiled-coil-helix domain containing 3b (gene chchd3b). The coding region runs from base 134 to 2680 and encodes 848 amino acids. NCBI's taxonomy places the organism in Eukaryota, Metazoa, Chordata, Actinopteri, Clupeiformes, Engraulidae. Gene Ontology annotation, cellular component: mitochondrion; MICOS complex. The transcript has 9 exons. The record is from RefSeq and is a predicted model, not a curated record. Gene Ontology annotation, biological process: inner mitochondrial membrane organization.